GUCAUUUUUCAAAAGCUUUAGUCAUCCGUAUAUAAAACCAACGUGAAGGAAGUGCAAAAUCGAUUGUAUUUGUCGCCAUGAACGUUUCAAUUUGAGCUUAAAAAAAUAACUGCAAUCCACUGAGCUUUGAGCUUUGAGCUUUGAGCGCGCUCCAUUUCGGUUUUUCUCUUCCGGGAAUGUCAGUUGCCGAUGGCCGAAAGCCAAGUUCCGGCGGCAAGCGGAGGACUCGAUGAUCUGUCUCUCAAACUCGCCAUAGCCAGUUCUUUUCUACCCUCCGAAGCUUAUCAGAAUCAGCACCAGCAACAUCCUCCAACCGUCUCCAGUCUUUCUUCCGAUUCCAAUGCUCUCCGGUGGAAGCGAAAGGCUAAGGAGAGGAAGCAAGAACUCAUUAGGCUUAGAGAAAAUCUGAAGCAAGCUGAAGAUGCUUCGCAUGAUGAUUUGCUUUCCCAAAACUCCUCUUGCAAGUGCUUUUUCUUUGAUAAUUUGGGAAAAUUGAACCCUACGCGGCUCCAAGAUGGUACUGAUAACAGGUUUAAUGACGUUUUACGCCGGAGAUUUCUCAGACAAGUUCGUUAUAGGGAACGGAGGAGAAAAUCAGACGAUGCAGUUCAUCGGAAACGAGUUUUAGACUUCAAUGAAGAUGAUGAAGUUGAGCGUCUCCAAGCUUCAGUUGAUUUUCUUGUAGAGCUUUACGACACUUAUUCUCCAGUAGGGGAGGCCAACUUUAAAAAUUGGGCUCAUCAAGCGGUUGAUUUCAUUCUAGCUUCAUUGAAGGAUCUUCUACCAAAAGGAAGGUACGUGGAACUUAUUGAAGGAAUUAUUAGCAGCUUGAUUAUGCGUUUAAUCAGAAAGAUGCGAUCUCCUGUGAAAGAUGAAUUAGAAGACUCUGCCUCCGAUGUCCAAUUUUAUACACAGCAUCUAAUCCGGGAGCUCGGACGUGAAACGUACAUCGGGCAACGUGCAAUAGUUUCUGUGUCUCAAAGAAUUUCUGCAGCGGGAGAGAGCUUGCUGUUCAUGGAUCCGUUCGAUGACAAUUUUCCCAGCUUACAUGAAUAUUUGUUCCUAAUGAUUCAACUUAUUGAGCUUCUGAUAUCAGACUACUUACAGAUGUGGUCAAAGGAUGAAAACUUCGACAGCCUGCUCUUUGAAGAGGGAAUGAUAUCCAUUCUACAUGCAAAGAAAGCUUUAGAACUCUUGGAAAGCAGAAAUGGGCUCUACAUACUAUACAUGGAUCGUGUCACCGGUGACUUGGCUAAUCAAAUAUGCAAUAUUCCGAGACUCCGGGAGAUCAAGCCAGACAUUGUAGACGACCUAAUUCAUUGAUUUAAAGCUAUCUAAUCCAGGUUUGUAAUGCUGUUCUCCUAUAACUUUUUCGUUGAGUCCGAGCAUAUACAAUGAAAAAUGAAGUGAAAUUAUCAUAUUAUUGAACAUUGACAGCUGAAAAUUCUGGGGAUAAAAACGUCAAAAUAAUAUUCCAACUUUCACCAAUUCAUUCAUUCAUUGGACUAAGAACAUUGCCAGUGCUAAAUAGAAUUUCACCCAA
Molecule: messenger RNA, 1543 nt
Organism: Cucumis sativus (cucumber)
Lineage: Eukaryota; Viridiplantae; Streptophyta; Magnoliopsida; Cucurbitales; Cucurbitaceae
Product: protein MULTIPOLAR SPINDLE 1
Exons: 10
Coding region: 190-1323 (377 amino acids)
Biological process (GO): meiotic DNA double-strand break formation; meiotic spindle organization
Source: RefSeq, a predicted model, not a curated record